AUGGCACGGGAUAUGACACCUUUCCCGAAUGAGGACAUUAUCAGAGCCAUGACUGAAUGUGGCCUUCUCAACACAGGAUCCAUGGAGCAGAUUAUUCAGUUUGCCCGGGACCAUGAUAAGGCGCUUAAUGUCAAACGCACAUCACUUGUCGUUAUUUCUACUUCGCCCUUUCGGAUGGAAUACCUCGAUGGUCCAUCAUCUCUUCCUUCAUUCUGGUUUAAAUUAUCAGGUAUUGAUGAGGAGGAAAAGAAUUUCAAGGGAUCCAAGAAAUGCAAGAGACCCUCAAGCAAAGUUGUUUGA
This is a messenger RNA of Suillus subalutaceus, 300 nucleotides long. RefSeq lists its product as uncharacterized. NCBI's taxonomy places the organism in Eukaryota, Fungi, Basidiomycota, Agaricomycetes, Boletales, Suillaceae. The record is from RefSeq and is a predicted model, not a curated record. Bases 1 to 300 code for a protein of 99 amino acids. The transcript has a single exon.